GACCCCUGAAAUACUCAAGCUUGCACCGUCAAAUAAAAAUAUAAGUCAGAUGUAAAAAACCUAGGCUCCUGUGACAAAGAAAGACGCAGAAGUUCAUUCCUAUCACCAUCCAUCAAACUUCUGAAGUAUUCAUGUGACCUUAGAGCGUGCAUCAGAAUACCACUGAGUUACAAUCAGAAUACUGAGCCAAGACUAAGAACAGAAUCAGCACUAUUGUGAGACUGCUGAAGCCCGGCCCCGGUAUACAAGAGGACGAGGAUAGGUUGAGAUAAGACAGGGGUAGGACGAGAGUAGUGUAAAGAUAGGAAGACGGAAGGACGAGGGCAGGACGACGGAAGAACGAGGAAAGCAUAAGGAUAAAACGAGGGUAAGAAAAAGAUAGGACGAAGGUAGGACAAGGAUAGGAACUGACAUAAAACGAGGGCAGAUCGACCAGGAAGGCCAUCCAUCAUGGGGAAACGGACGUGCCACUCCUUGAAGACAAUCAACGCUCUCCUCUUCGGCAUCCUGGUCGUGACUUCCACGCUGUCUCUGCUGCUCCUCUGGGCGAUGUGCAACCAAGCAGAAAACGGCUGUUUCUCUAACUCGCGCAGAACUGUCUUCUAUUCUUCGUCCGGCGCCAACUUUGACUUCUCCUUUAAGUGGAAACAAUUUGAGAACGACAACAACAACAAGCACUUGGCAGGCAGCUUCCAAAAUCCCAUUUCAGAGGCUGCCCGUAAAUUUGGGUUCGUCAGUACGGUAGCCACUUCGAAAGUUGUUAUCAGAGAAAACGGGAAGUCGUUUUCAAACACUCCUGCGAGGAGCGGCUCCGAAAUCCUGGAUGAGUACAGCAAAAAGGGAGCAGUUCUACGAAAGAAGUUCAACUGCAGUAAACUAUUCGCCCACAACGACAGUGAAAUGGAGAAGGUGAGACAGCACCACGCACGAUACAAUGGCACAUACACGACAAUUACCAGCGAGAACGCUGUACGAAUGCUUGAAGACUGCAACACUUUUAAGAAAGCCAGGGGUUAUGGGUCUGACCUAAACUCUGAUGAGGAGCAGGACUUCCCUAUAGCUUUUAUCGUCCUCGUCCAUCGGGAUUUCGAACAUCUGGAGCGACUUCUCAGGCUAGUAUACAGGCCACAGAACAUCUUCUGCAUCCAUGUCGACGCGAAGGUGGACGAGUCCCUGAAGAGAGCUGUGGCGUCGCUGGCUGAGUGUUUUCCCAACGUGAUCCUGGCGUCCAAGCCUCAGAAGAUUGUAUACGCACACAUCAGUCGUCUCAACGCGGACAUGAUUUGUAUGAAGGAUUUACUAGCGCACGGCGCUCCUUGGAAGCAUGGCGUACAACAGCUUCAGUAGAGAGUUCGUAGAGUGGGCACUGACUGACCAGAGGUCAAAGGAUCUGCUGGCUUGGAGUGAGGCCACAUACAGUCCAGACGAGCACUACUGGGCCACCCUGAACAACCUGUUCCACAACGGCUUCCUGCAGACGCCAGGAGGAUUUUAUGGCCACCCGGAGUCGAAAGGAUACGUCUCAAGGUACAUCAGCUGGCAGUACGAAGAUUCGCUCAAGAAAUGUCAAGGUCGAAUCAUAAGACACAUCUGUAUCUUCUCAGCCUUUGACCUCCACGUCCUCAUCACCAUGAAACAAAUGGCUGCUAACAAAUUCGACUUGACCUUUGACCCUAUCGCCUACGGGUGCAUGGAAGAGCAGAUACAAAGAAAGACCAGCACAGGCAAAUCCUUAAGCUUGAACACCUACGAGAAUUUGUUUUUUGUAAAAUUCAAGCCAGAUUUACAGACCACCAAACCCCAAAAGAGUGUCGUCUCUACGACCACACGCCUAACGACGAGCUCAACAUCCCGUAGCAGACAGAAGGAUAGCUAAACAGAUUGACCGACAGACAGACAGACAGACAGACAGACAGACAGACAGACAAUAGCAGUGGCGGAUGACAGCCUUCUGUUCAUAAUAAUGCAUUCCAUAAUUAUAUUAUUUGUACUACCAAACCAAGCGCUCUUUUCCUAGACCGGCCCCUGUAGUGUAGUAGCUAGACGCUACAAUAUCAUGUGCAGAAUACGAGCGAUCACGCCCUUUUCUUUCCAUGAGGAAACGUCUAGAUUUGUUUGCUACCUUCGAAUUACAAAGUUCUAUCUGGCCGUUUUGAGUUACCAAAACCUUGAGUUCAGAAACCAAAUGUUCUAUCUGCUCUAGCAAAAUCGUAAUAUUAUUCUGAAUUGUUAUCAAAGUAUUCAAAAAAUUGCGUUCGAAAAAGCUUGGUGUGAUAGAAAACUCAAAAUUUGUAACGACAAAUUUCUAAUAACUAGGUUCUGAGCAAAUAGAACCUUGUAAUUCUAAGGUAGCGCUGUGUUUGCUAUUACAGCUAGUAGCUCCCACCGUUAGAUCAGUUGGCAUUAUGUUGGACAAGGGAACGGAUGACCCUGGGAAGAUCAAAGCCUGAUUCACGAUUCAUCAAACUCCAAAAGAAAAAAGAGCAACAGCUACGAAACAAAACCAACCCAGACUUUUCUAUAGGCAUGAAAACUUGGGUGGGGGAAGGGGG
Aplysia californica (California sea hare) is the source of this 2552-nucleotide messenger RNA. Its product is annotated as beta-1,3-galactosyl-O-glycosyl-glycoprotein beta-1,6-N-acetylglucosaminyltransferase. The record is from RefSeq and is a predicted model, not a curated record. Gene Ontology annotation, cellular component: membrane. Lineage: Eukaryota; Metazoa; Mollusca; Gastropoda; Aplysiida; Aplysiidae. Gene Ontology annotation, molecular function: acetylglucosaminyltransferase activity.